Messenger RNA from Talaromyces proteolyticus, 1252 nucleotides. RefSeq names its product ribosomal L28e protein family-domain-containing protein. Gene Ontology annotation, cellular component: nucleolus; preribosome, large subunit precursor. The coding region runs from base 63 to 1031 and encodes 322 amino acids. Gene Ontology annotation, biological process: maturation of LSU-rRNA; maturation of 5.8S rRNA. The record is from RefSeq and is a predicted model, not a curated record. NCBI's taxonomy places the organism in Eukaryota, Fungi, Ascomycota, Eurotiomycetes, Eurotiales, Trichocomaceae. The transcript has 2 exons.
CAAAGAGUGUUUCAUUUCACCUAUUCCCUCAAGCCUGUCGCAAGGCCCUACAAUCCUCAGCUAUGGCGUCCGACGAAAUUGUGUGGCAAGUCAUCAACCAACAAUUCUGUGCCUUCAAACUUAAAACAACAAAAGGCCAAAACUUCUGCCGCAAUGAAUACAAUGUUACUGGGUUGUGCAAUCGACAAAGCUGUCCAUUGGCAAAUUCUCGUUAUGCCACUGUUCGCUCGGACCCUGAAACAGGCACCAUGUACCUCUACAUGAAAACCAUCGAACGUGCCCAUAUGCCCAGCAAAUUGUGGGAACGAAUCAAGCUCUCUUCCAACUACGCAAAGGCCCUCGAGCAACUCGACGAGCGAUUGAUAUACUGGCCGAAAUUCUUGAUACACAAGUGCAAACAGCGUCUGACGCGCUUGACGCAAGUCGCGAUUCGUAUGAAAAAGCUUGCCAAGGAGGAAGAGAGGCUAGGCGAGAAGAUUGUCCCCAAGCUCGCACCAAAGAUUAGACGACGAGAAGAAACUCGUGAGCGUAAGGCGGAAUCAGCGGCUAAGAUCGAGCGAGCCAUUGAACGUGAACUGAUUGAUCGAUUGAGGAGCGGUGCCUAUGGCGACCAGCCGCUCAAUGUGGACGAGGGAAUUUGGAAGAAGGUCCUACGUGGUCUGGAGAGACAGGGAGAAGGUGAAAGAGAUGAAGACCUUGAUGAGGGUGAGCAGUAUGAUGAAGAUGAGGAGGAAGGGGUCGGCGAGAUCGAAUAUGUCAGUGAUCUGGACGAAGACGAAGAAGACCUCGAAGAUAUUGAAGACUGGCUUGGGAGCGAGUCUGCUGACUCGAGCGAUGAUUAUGACGAUGACGAUGAGGACGACGAGAGCGAUGAAGAGGGAAGUGACGCAUCCGCUGAAGAAAAGCAGAAGCCUGCUCCUGGAACGAAGCGCAAGAGAGCCGCACCGCCCCCGAAACCUCGCAAGAAGGGUGCUCGCGUCGAGAUCGAGUAUGAAACAGAAGGUCCUGGAACAGAGAGUGUGUUGGCAUAAAAUAUCGACUUCAUGGAUGGCGUUUGAGGCGUUUUUGAAAAAAGGUUAUGCGCAGAUGAUUCCGGCAAUAGUGCCACCAGGGUUUUCACAUACCUUGUUUCCGUUGUUAAUAAAAGCAUUGUCUAUUUUAUGUUACAUAUUAUUUUUCUUGUCUCUUCAGCUUUGCUGCAUUCCGUUGCCAUGUUAGACAAUUUUUAAAAAUUCAACCUCCAUUUGAGAGU